AUGGCCAACCAACCUGCUCAAGCAGAACCGUUUCCUGCCUUCACCACGGAGAAUGGGGACUCGUACACGAGAGAAGAUGAAGAUGGGAGUAGAGACGGGAGCCGAAGGCCGUCGAUCACUUCGCGCCUGUCCCUUUCCACCCGCACGCGCACCUCUUCUUUGAUGCAAUCGUUUGUCGAGAGCAAUCCUCCCUUGGGCAUGUGGCAGGCCACAGGCGAGGUCGGGUCCAAGAUCCCCACGCUGCCCGAGAUCAGAAACGGCGCGUUUGCAGACGCAGGGUGGUCGCAUGAAGGACAGCUGGAGCGUCGAGGGACGAAUCCCCAUGAAAUCCACCGCCGACGGAUCGCACGCACCAGUUCGGCCAGCACCAGGACCAGGAAGAGCUCUCUGUCCGCAGUACCUGGCGCGCAACCUGUCAUUGUGGAGGAGCGACAUGAGUAUUUCCCGCGAAAGGCGUCGAUGCCGCUGCAGGAGCCUCUGGCCGAGGAGGCUGCGACCGUACAAGUCCAGGAUCAUACUAGUACGGGAGAAAUCCAGCCAGUACACCACCAUGACAUGGUUUUCAAAAGCACUCCCGAGAAACACUUAUACACGGCCGAGACGCAGGAGAGGGUCUCGUUCAUGUCUUCCUCGCAGCACGACGCCAAUGAAGCGCAAGUCGUUCACAUCCAGAACGGGCCCGACGACACUGGCACCUAUCCCAACGGCUACCGAUUUCCCAAGAAACACACCUGGACACAGUCCACCAUGAUCGGGCUGCGGGCGUUCUGGAAGUUCUUCCUCACGCCGUUCGGAUUCUUUGUGACUGUCUACGGCCUCAACGUCGUCGGCUGGGGAGCCAUGAUCUUCUUCGUCCUCCUCAAAGCCGCGCCGGCAAUGUGCCAUCCCAACUGCGAGGACGACAGCAGCGCGCGGCAGAAGUGGAUUGAAAUCGACUCGCAGGUCCUCACCGGCUUGUUCUGCGUGACGGCGUUUGGGCUUCUUCCGUGGCGGGCGCGGGAUCUCUACUACGUCGUGCGCUGGCGACUGGGCGGCAAUCAGCACUACCAUCGCCGGCUCGCGGGCAUCUAUCGAUCCUGGUACCGUCUGCCCGGCUCCGACCAGCUGCCCGAAGACAUGGGCCCGCCGCCCGUGUACAGCGAAAAGAAUCCUCGGACGCCCGAAUCUCCUCCCCCUUACAGCGAGGAAGAGAUGGCCAAGUUGGAAGAGAAUCCUGCCGUCCCUCUCCCGGCAACAUCCAUGCCCGAGGCCCCGUUGACCGGCAACAGAGCGCCGCCGACCAGAUCCUGGACGCUUGACUUCGUCGUGUGGAUGUACAUGCUCAAUACGGCGUUUCAGGUCUGUCUGUGCGUCUGGAUGUGGUAUUACAACCGGUUCGACCGUCCGUCAUGGGGAACGGGCGUGUUCAUCACAUUCGGCUGUCUCGUCGCCAUCUUCGCCGGCGUCUGCGUCUUUGUCGAGGGCUCCAGGGUCAAGAGGAUCGAGGGGAUCCCCGUGCACGAGUACGACGUGGUGGAGUCGGUGGACGACUUCCACGAACGGAAAGCCAAGGAGGACAAAAAGGACGCGAAGAAGUCGGCCAAACAAGACCGGCACCGCCCUCGGCCUCCUCCUCCUUUUGAUCAGGGCGAUGCUGGUCGCGGCGUCCGGUCGGAGAAGUUGAAGGGCCAUCAAUGGUUCACUCGACAUUAG
Molecule: messenger RNA, 1692 nt
Organism: Capronia coronata CBS 617.96
Lineage: Eukaryota; Fungi; Ascomycota; Eurotiomycetes; Chaetothyriales; Herpotrichiellaceae
Exons: 2
Coding region: 1-1692 (563 amino acids)
Source: RefSeq, a predicted model, not a curated record